Molecule: messenger RNA, 762 nt
Organism: Ceraceosorus bombacis
Lineage: Eukaryota; Fungi; Basidiomycota; Exobasidiomycetes; Ceraceosorales; Ceraceosoraceae
Source: the annotation of a GenBank genome assembly
AUGGGAGCCCUUCCCGUGAAGGACGCUUUCUGCGGUCUAUCACCCCGAACCAUCGCCCUUCUCAUCACACCUCUGCUGGUGAUGGUCACCGCAGUAGAAGCAGCAUGGGACGCCUACGUGCUCGCAGAAUUUUCAGACGGUUUAUCAACCUUUCGAAAGAUUUUUGCCGGUCUUCAAGUCGCUUUGCUCGCCAUUCUCAUAGUCCUCUUCAUCGCAGCUUACUUUGUCGGCGUCAUUCCUAGGAAAAAUAAAGUGGUCAAAUUCUUGGCUCAUAUCGCCUUGUUGAAAGGCUUGGCUCUAGGAUUGGUGGGCAUCAUCCACAUCAUCUCCGUCGUCAAGAACAAGGACGAAUUUCACGACGAUUGUGUCAAGAAGAAUACCGAGGACUUCUGCUCAGAGGUAAGUGAGAGGACCUGCCUCCUUGGCCGCACGGUACCUUGUGCAUUUGUUGACGAAGCCGUAGCGCCUGACACGCACAGCUGAACGCCAUCAACAUCGGGUUCGCCGUCGGCCUCAUGCUCCUUCAAGAAUUGCUGUUGUUCAUCGACGCGCUUGGUGAGUAAGCUGUGUCUCACUCAUCAAUACUCCCAAGCAAGUCGUCUUGGCGCUUACGCACCCCUUCAUCAUGCGACGAUGCUCCUUGCAGCUCUGAACUCGCUCGCAAAGCAGACCGAAGUGGUCAAGGAGUCAGACGGAGCUUACAAAUAUGCACAGCAGUCUCACCCUUACUCGCAACCUCAGUACGCUGGCUCGUACGCAUGA